Molecule: messenger RNA, 1671 nt
Organism: Tupaia belangeri chinensis (Chinese tree shrew)
Lineage: Eukaryota; Metazoa; Chordata; Mammalia; Scandentia; Tupaiidae
Gene: TPRA1
Product: transmembrane protein adipocyte associated 1
Biological process (GO): G protein-coupled receptor signaling pathway
Cellular component (GO): plasma membrane
Molecular function (GO): G protein-coupled receptor activity
Source: RefSeq, a predicted model, not a curated record
GUGUCAGCACCCGGUGAUUCCCACAGCACUGCAUCCUAGGGGCAGCUCCAGCUGCUCUGGGGCCAGAGGGGGCAGCUCGCUGACUGGGGCUGGCCGCGGACACCCUGGCUGCUGGCCUGCAUGUGGUUCCCCAAGUACUCGCUGGGCAUGGGGGCAGGGAGAGUCCUCCUCCUGGGCUGGGGGCUGAGGCCAAUCGGCAGCUGCCCUCCCUCAGCUCGGACCCCACACAGCUGGGCCUCAGGAGCCCACUGAGGGCCAAGUCCGACCCCGGCCCGGCCCCCCAGCCCCUCCACAGCAGGAGAAGGCCGCUGCCUUGCCUCGGGAUGGACCCUCGCCCCUCUGGCUUUGUCCACUUUCUCAGGGCCGGCCGCAGCAGGAUGGACGCCCGGGAGCAGGCGACCUGGGCCAACGGGAGCCGGGCUCUGCCCACGCCCCUAGCGCCCAACAUCAGCCUGCCACACCGCUGCCUGCUGCUGCUCUUCGAGGACUUCGGCACCUCCAGGGUCCGGUACUGGGACCUCCUGCUCCUCGUCCCCAAUGUGCUCUUCUUCACCUUCCUGCUCUGGAAGCUCCCAUCUGCACGGGCCAAGGUCCGCGUCACCUCCAGCCCCAUCUUCAUCACCUUCUACAUCCUGGUGUUCGUGGUGGCGCUGGUGGGCAUCGCCCGGGCUGUGGUGUCCAUGACCGUCAGCACCUCGGACGCCGCCACAGUGGCUGACAAGAUCCUGUGGGAGAUCACGCGUUUCUUCCUGCUGGCCAUCGAGCUGAGCGUGCUCAUCCUGGGCCUGGCCUUCGGUCACCUGGAGAGCAAGUCGAGCAUCAGGCGGGUGCUGGCCAUCACCACGGUGCUGUCUCUCGCCUACUCCGUCACCCAGGGCACCCUGGAGAUCCUGUACCCCGACGCUCACCUCUCGGCUGAGGACUUCAACAUCUAUGGGCAUGGCGGCCGCCUGGACGCCACCACUUUCCUGUACUUCAGCUUCUUCGCUCCGCUCAUCUAUGUGGCCUUCCUCCGCGGCUUCUUCGGCUCGGAGCCCAAGCUCCUCUUCUCCUACAAGUGCCAAGUGGAUGAGACCGAGGAGCCGGACCUGCACCUGCCGCAACCCUAUGCCGUGGCCCGGCGGGAGGGCCCGGACACGGUGGGAGCCGCAGGGCCCAGUGCCGCCUGCUACUCGAGCACGCAGUUUGACUCGGCGGGUGGCAUGGCUUCCCUGGACGAUGUGGCCUCCAUGCCCUGCCAUGCUGGGAGCACCAACAGCACCGACAGUGAGCGCUGGAGGGCCAUCAAUGCCUGAGGGCCGUGCGGACCGGCCAGGAGGGCCCUGCUGCAGGGCCAGGCGGCUGGGCCUUCCAGGGCACCAAGUGGCCACCCGGCUGGAGGGCCCUGCUGCAGGACCAGGCAGCUGGGCCUUCCAGGGCACCAAGUGGCCACCCCAGCUGGAGGGACCUGUGCCACCUGCUCUCAUCUGCUCUGUGACAUGGCCUGGCUGCACCCCAGGGCCAGGCGAGCCAAGGGCACCUCCUUUCUCCAAAGUCUGGGCUCCCAGGGCUGGGCUGGCCCUCCUCAUCCCCACCUGCCACGUGGCUCUCUGGCCUCAAAGCCACCAGUGGGUGGGCUCAAGUGCAUAUAUUUUCUCAAUCUAUUUUUUAAUAAAAAGGAAAGGAACAGGA